Messenger RNA from Aquila chrysaetos chrysaetos, 2071 nucleotides. It is a transcript of the gene RAP1B, whose product is annotated as RAP1B, member of RAS oncogene family. The transcript is spliced from 7 exons. Gene Ontology annotation, molecular function: GDP binding; GTP binding; GTPase activity. Gene Ontology annotation, biological process: Rap protein signal transduction; negative regulation of synaptic vesicle exocytosis; cellular response to cAMP. Gene Ontology annotation, cellular component: plasma membrane. The coding region runs from base 167 to 802 and encodes 211 amino acids. Lineage: Eukaryota; Metazoa; Chordata; Aves; Accipitriformes; Accipitridae. The record is from RefSeq and is a predicted model, not a curated record.
GGGUUUUUGUUUUUAAAUACCCUUGUUUGAAGCUUGUGACAACUUACAGUUGCCUCAGAAACAACCAAGUUGUCUGUGCAUCUGCAUAUGGGCAGAAGUGUGGAGGUCAACUUCUACAGCUGUCAUCUUCUAGUCAAGGUAUUGAGGGUGAUUUAUCUCUUGCAUCAUGCGUGAAUACAAGCUAGUGGUUCUUGGUUCUGGAGGUGUUGGAAAGUCUGCUCUGACUGUACAGUUUGUUCAAGGAAUAUUUGUUGAAAAAUACGAUCCUACGAUAGAAGACUCCUACAGAAAGCAAGUUGAAGUAGAUGCACAACAGUGUAUGCUUGAAAUCUUAGAUACUGCAGGAACGGAACAGUUUACAGCAAUGAGAGACCUAUACAUGAAAAAUGGACAAGGUUUUGCAUUAGUAUAUUCCAUCACAGCACAGUCCACAUUUAAUGAUUUACAGGAUCUAAGAGAACAGAUUCUUCGAGUCAAAGACACUGAUGAUGUGCCUAUGAUUCUGGUUGGCAAUAAGUGUGACUUGGAAGAUGAAAGAGUUGUGGGAAAGGAACAAGGUCAGAACCUAGCAAGGCAAUGGAAUAACUGUGCAUUCUUAGAGUCUUCUGCAAAAUCAAAGAUAAAUGUUAAUGAGGUAAGGCCUGUUACCUAUGGGGGGAGGAGUGGCAGGGAGAGAAGGAUGGGACACUGUUCUGUAUUUGGUAUUAAAUUAUUUGAGAUAAGAACAAAAACUCCUAAGGGUUUUGUCAAAAUUAGCAGUUCUGUAAAGAAAAAGGGGGGCAAAAGCCUCUUUACUAUCUAGCCACUUACUUGUUUAGCAGGAGCUAGGUGACUGAUCAAACACAUGCAUUUUUGGGACUUGCCAUAGCGCAUGCCUUCUUAUCCAGUGGGGGCAGCAGCAUAAAGGGAUGCAGAAAUUUUUAGAGGAAAAAAUGUGUUAAUAUUUACAUUUCUGGAACAGCUUGAAUUUUAUGAUAAACCCUCCAGUUCAUUGUGUCUUCUGGAAAACAUUGCUGGCAGCAUCAGUCAAGUUGAAAGGGCCUCUGUGCAAGACUUGCAUGUAAUCAAAAGAGUAUGGUGGUUUUAAGCACAGCUGAUUUUAAAAAUAAGUAAUGUGCGUUUAAUUAGCUGAGAAUUUCUGGAAACUAUUCAGUUUUUCUUAAAUACAAAUUAAUUGGCUUAACUAUAUAAAAGUCAUAUGUUUAAUAAACUAGAACUAACUUCCAUCAAAUACUAAAAGCCCUUGUUGGAAUGUUUGCUGCUUUGCAGCCAGUGCUUAGGAAACUUCUAGGAUGGCUUUAGUACGAGGACUUCCUUGAUUUAGGAGAUGCAGAAAUAAUUACAACUGUAUCGAUUAUGAACGAAACAGAUGCUGUUUAAUUGUAGUAUGUAGACUCGUCUUAAAUUAGCCUUUCAACAAAAUCAUGUUCUAAUUAGAAUUCUAGGAGACUCAAAGUGUGAGAGUGUCUCAUACAUGAGUUACUUUUCUAGGAAAUGUUACGCUUAUGUCAUGCUGUAGUCCUAGAGAGGCUGCUGAAUUAAUUGUCUAGACUUCAGUAUUUUUAAAGUAUCUGGAAAAGCAUGAUCUCAUUCAGAUACAAGAGGCUAUUACUGAAUAUGCAGUGUACUCAAGUUACCAUGAAAAUGUUUAGUUAAAACUUACUAGAACUUUCUUUAAAAGAAUAUCCUUAGAGUGAUUUGAGUUAGAAGAAAGCUGUGGCCUGUUUCUUGACCUCAGUGCUAAAUUGCAAAGUAAUAGCAUAUAGUAGUUGAUCACUGUGGCAUAUAUCAUGCCAUAUAUCAGAUAAAUUUGACCCAGAGGUUAAAUAGCUGCAGAUUACAGAUGCCUUUCCAGUUUGCUUCAUUGAAAGUGAAAAACCCUUAGCAGACAAUUAUCUUAAACAGUAAAAAACCCCAGGUAUUAAUUAAGUAUACAAUUUCACUUUCUGGCUUUCUGAUAACUAAAUAUUUACAGGGGUUCUUGAGUAUGCGAGUACAUUAUGUGUGAAGAUUCGAGGCUUAAGGUUAUGAGAGAAGCCUCUUAAUUCCAAUAACCAACUGAUUUUUAUAU